Anguilla rostrata (American eel) is the source of this 5722-nucleotide messenger RNA. Its product is annotated as transducin-like enhancer protein 4. Gene Ontology annotation, molecular function: protein binding; transcription corepressor activity. NCBI's taxonomy places the organism in Eukaryota, Metazoa, Chordata, Actinopteri, Anguilliformes, Anguillidae. Gene Ontology annotation, biological process: negative regulation of canonical Wnt signaling pathway; regulation of DNA-templated transcription. The record is from RefSeq and is a predicted model, not a curated record. Gene Ontology annotation, cellular component: nucleus; transcription regulator complex.
AGAUUUUUAAUGACUAUCUGCUUCUAAAUUUGGUCAAAGAAAUCACUACAGAAUCCUCGUUGGUAGAGCUGGAACGAGAGUACACGGCGGACAAUAUCUCAAGUCUGUGGAAUCUAGACUUUCGUUGUUUAUGAUUUUUCGAAAUGGAAAUAAUAUUUUCAGUGCGUUUUUAAGAAGAUCUUUUUUAGGAAGCAGUCUUAAAAUACGAAAUAUAUAAACCAAGAAAUAGACCAUUUGGAAUUCAUAAAGCUAUCGAUACCUCAAUAAAGGUGAAAUUAAAAAAACCAGGAGCACUUCUUUAAAACCGACUCCGAAGACCGCUUUCGCUAAAUGCCGGAUGUAAACAGGGUUUUAAGUAACCAGAUCGAUGGCCGUGUAACAAGAGAAUUCACAGUAGCUAUAAAAACGCUCGGGCUACCUAUUUAAAUAGUGAAAUUACGGGAUAAAAACCCAGUUGGAUUUUUAUCAGUAGUGAAUGCAUAUUCCGUACUAGAGCCGCGUUAAAUAAUGUUGGAGCAUUAUCUGGGAGGACAUUGUACAGAAUGAUACAGCGUGUUGUCUCAAUGGUAGAGGACAUUGCACUUGGCUAGCCAGCGCGGAGAGCGGAGUGUCAGCGAGCGAGCGAGCGCCGUCAAAUUCAUGCACGCGGCAUAAGUCAUUGUUAUCCUUUCUUCGCUUGUUUGGUGGAGGAUUUAAAACACCUUUUUGAUGAUUCGAGACUUGAGCAAGAUGUACCCACAGGCACGGCAUCCGGCACCGCACCAACCCGCCCAACCCUUCAAAUUCACCAUAUCGGAGUCGUGCGACCGUAUCAAAGAGGAGUUCCAGUUCUUGCAGGCGCAGUAUCACAGUCUGAAGCUGGAGUGUGAGAAGCUGGCGGGGGAGAAGACUGAGAUGCAGCGCCACUAUGUGAUGUAUUAUGAGAUGUCGUACGGGCUGAACAUAGAAAUGCACAAACAGGCUGAGAUCGUGAAGCGGCUCAAUGCCAUCUGUGCGCAGGUGAUUCCCUUCCUGUCUCAGGAGCACCAGCAGCAGGUAGUCCAGGCGGUGGAGAGGGCGAAGCAGGUGACCAUGGCCGAACUCAACGCCAUCAUCGGGCAGCAGCAGCUCCAGGCUCAGCAUCUCUCUCACGGCCACGCCCUACCUGUCCCGCUGACCCCCCACCCCGCCGGGCUGCAGCCGCCCACCCUCCCGCCUGUAGGGGGCAGCGCUGGGCUCCUCGCCCUCUCCAGCGCCCUGGGAGGCCACCCCCAGCUGCCAAUCAAAGACGAAAAAAAACACCACGACAACGACCACCAAAGAGACAGAGAUUCCAUCAAGAGCUCCUCGGUGUCCCCGUCGGCCAGCUUCAGGACUGCCGAUAAGCACCGGAACUCCACCGACUACUCCUCCGAAAACAAGAAGCAGAAAACCGACGACAAGGACCUGGCCACACGCUACGACAGCGAUGGGGAGAAGAGCGACGACAACCUGGUGGUGGAUGUUUCCAACGAGGACCCCGCCUCGCCCAGGGGAAGCCCCGCCCACUCCCCUCGAGAGAAUGGAUUGGACAAGAACCGGCUGCUCAAGAAGGACCCUCCCAUCAGCCCCGCCUCCAUCGCCUCCUCCAGUAGCACGCCCUCUUCCAAAUCCAAAGAGCUUAACCUGAAUGAGAAGUCCACCACCCCGGUGUCCAAGUCCAGCACUCCCACGCCACGCUCUGACGCCCCCACCCCCGGCAGCAACUCCACCCCCAGCCUGAGGGCCCUGCCGGGGAAGCCACCCGGGGUGGAGUCCCUGGUUCCAGGUCUCCGCACCCCGAUGGCGGUUCCCUGCCCGUACCCCGGCCCGUUUGGCAUGGUGCCCCACGCGGGUAUGAACGGGGACCUGACCAGCCCGGGCGCCGCCUACGCCAGCCUGCACAACAUCUCCCCUCAGAUGAGCGCCGCUGCUGCUGCCGCCGCCGCUGCUGCUGCCUACGGACGCUCGCAAGUGGUUGGGUUCGAUCCGCACCAUCACAUGCGCGUCCCCGGGAUCCCGCCCAACCUCUCCGGAAUACCGGGGGGAAAACCGGCGUACUCCUUCCACGUGAGCGCGGACGGGCAGAUGCAGCCGGUGCCCUUCCCUCCGGACGCUCUGAUUGGCCCGGGCAUCCCGCGCCACGCCCGCCAGAUCAACACGCUGAGCCACGGGGAGGUGGUGUGCGCCGUCACCAUCAGCAACCCCACCCGCCACGUCUACACCGGCGGCAAGGGCUGCGUGAAGGUGUGGGACAUCAGUCACCCCGGCAACAAGAGCCCCGUGUCCCAGCUCGACUGCCUGAACAGGGAUAACUACAUCCGCUCCUGUCGGCUGCUUCCAGACGGGCGCACCCUGAUCGUGGGGGGGGAGGCCAGCACGCUGUCCAUCUGGGACCUGGCGGCCCCCACCCCCCGCAUCAAGGCGGAGCUCACCUCCUCCGCCCCCGCCUGCUACGCCCUCGCCAUCAGCCCCGACUCCAAGGUCUGCUUCUCCUGCUGCAGCGACGGCAACAUCGCCGUCUGGGACCUGCACAACCAGACCCUGGUCAGGCAGUUCCAGGGUCACACAGAUGGGGCCAGCUGCAUUGAUAUUUCUAAUGAUGGCACUAAGCUGUGGACGGGAGGUCUGGACAACACUGUGAGGUCCUGGGACCUGCGAGCCAGCAAGGGUCGCCAGCUCCAACAGUCACUGACUACCCACCUCAACAGCAUCUUCUCUCUGGGGUACUGUCCCACCGGCGAGUGGCUGGCCGUGGGGAUGGAGAACAGCAAUGUGGAGGUUCUGCACGUCACCAAACCCGACAAGUACCAGCUACACCUGCACGAGAGCUGCGUGCUCUCCCUCAAGUUCGCCCACUGUGGUAAAUGGUUUGUGAGCACUGGAAAAGACAACCUACUGAAUGCCUGGAGAACACCUUAUGGAGCCAGUAUAUUCCAGUCGAAGGAGUCUUCCUCGGUCCUGAGCUGCGACAUCUCUGUGGAUGACAAAUACAUCGUCACCGGCUCGGGGGACAAGAAGGCCACCGUGUACGAGGUCAUCUACUAGAGGGACUCCUCCGUGCCUGAGCACUUUGUGAGCUCUCUACGGUGUGAGACUCCACUUUUCUGACGCAUGGAUUUGUAUAAGAAAACGUUUUUUUUAAAAAUAGGAAAAAAAAGAGGGGGGUGGGGGUGCUCCCCAUGCGAACCCUGCCCCGCCCCCCACCCCCCCCACCUCCCACCCCCCAAAGAACAGAAUGCUGGCCUGGGGUUGACCCCCAAACCCUGCAGGCGGAGUUUGACUGACCCAGCUCUUAUGUACAGAACCAUGGAUUUCCGCUUUUUACUUCUUACAAGGAGAACAUUAUAGCCCCGCCCACAGAAUGCCACGCCAGCACUCUACUCCAAUCAGUGAACAGGAAAGGUUUUCAGGGCAGUUCAUCUCCAGACUCUGCAUGAAGUUCUGAUCUCUCUGAACGCCGAAUACUUCCCCAGCACUGUGGCCCGCCCUCCCCCCGCACUCCCGCCCCCCCCUCAGAGAGCAGCCAGGUGAGGGAGGAUCACCUGACCUGUGCUGGGGGAGGACAGACAGACAGCUACAGACAGCUACAGACAGAAUUCGGCUGUGUAAUGGGGAGUAACUGACACUGGCUCCCCUGGUCGAGGAGCAGCCCGAUUCGAACCGGGCCUGCAUGAGUUCUACACUGGACGCGCUUUGAAAAUCUUUCUGAAAAGACACUAUAUUUCCUCUGCCAUUCCUAUGUAAAUAACACACCCAUUUUUUCCCUGGAACAAUCCGCGCAUUGAAUGCUUUAAGGACCCAAGUGUGUGGAUCUGCUGGUGCACAGUGCCUUCGCUGCUGGAGGUGGACUGGUGGACAUGGGCAUCACUGUGGUAGUGUGCUGGUGUUGGUGUUCUGUCCGUUCCGAUGGUAGAUUCUAGAGCGCACUGACAGCCUUACACUCACGCACCUGAACGCACCUGAACGCGCCUGUACACGCCUGUACUCUGGACCGGGCUGCGGCAACACUGUAGCACUUCGGAAUGUGACCUCAUUAUUCCCCUUCCUGUGUUUAGGGCGUGGCCUGGGUCAUGUGACCCAGUCAGCGUCAGUGCUGGAACAGUAGAGGAAGUGCAGCUGGGUGCUCAGGAAGAACGGGUCACACCCGCGACACGGACGCCGCCAUUCCGCCGUGAAACAUCGUCACCUCGUCCGCGUGCCGGUGCCGUACCGCGGCCGGCUGCUGGAGGGCGCCGUAGAGCUUUGGCGGCCGACGGGCGCAGCUCAUUACGCUGCACAGCCAGAGUGCUGAGAACACAACAUUCCGCUUCAUUAGCGUUACUUAGCAACGACCCAUUAGCGCCUGCACCAGUGCCGCUAACCUGGUCCGUUGGAGCGUUCUCUCCAGAGCGCCCGCACACGGGUCAGCGGUUGGGUGCGGUUCACGCGACCCACGGCCUCCUGCCCUGCCCUGCCCUGCCCUGCCCUGGCGCUGUGUGUUUACCUGCUGAAAACAGUCAUUCUGGGGACGUCGGAAAAAGGUUUAUACAAUAACAGGUUGUACAUAGUUCUAACAGAAACCUCAGCCUUCUUUUUGGACAAACAAACAUAAAUAUAUAUGUGCAUAUGUGUGUGUACAUGUACAUGUAUGCAUAUGUAUGUACUGUAUAACUGUGUGUGCAUACAGUAUGUGAUACAGUGAUCAACUGAAACAAUUUUAUGAUAUUUUAAGAAGUGCUUUUUUUUUCUCGACAUGAUGGAACAGACUCAAACAGGGAACUAACCACUGUCCGAUUUUUAAAAUGGUGGCUUUCCAGAGUUGCUACCUGAAGCUUAGUAGCUGUGAAAAGGGGUGAGAGAGCGGCUCUUAGACACAGACGAGGAACGAAGAUGAAGUUUAACAGCGCCUGUAAUUACAGAACAGGCUCCGGGGCCUGGAGAGGAACACUGGAUCUGAAAGCACACUGUACAUCACCCACUGGCCACUCGAACUCCGCCUUUUAUAACCCCUCUCCCUUUGUAUAGCUCCUCCUCUUUCCGUUGCCCCUCCCACUUUAUUAACCACUCCUCCUUGUAUAACCCCUCCUCCUGGGGGAGGGGUUAUGGAGUCAGACAUGUGGUCCUCUGCAGUAAACAUGUGACCAGAUUGUUGGAGUGUAAAAGGACGAUGAUGAUGAUGAUGAUGAUGUGGAUGUGUCCAUUGUGAGGACAGUGUGUUUGACACAUGCUCUGUCACCUGCCGGAUAUCACACCUGCAUAAUGAGCUGGAUGGAUGGGGGGGAUGGGGGGGAGGGGGGGGACUGCAACUGCUCUUCUGGUCUUAAAAGGACCAUGUGAGAAUAACUGAGGUGAAUAUGUAUAACAGUUGUACAUAAGCAAUGUUCUUUUCGUGUAAUCGUUUACAUAAGACUAUGUAAUCAAAGCAAAAUGUUCUGGAAAGCCCUGCCUCUAACCAUUCACUGCAUAGAACAUGAUGAUUGGUGUAAACGAUGUUACCCGGAGUCGUGUUUAGAUCUCUGGUUUUCUACUGUACGUAACACUCUUAAAGACCUCACAAGAGAGCUCCUGCCUCAGCUUUGGUAUUGAAUAGUUAAGACACUAUUUUAUAAAUGGAGAAAAAAACAUGUACGCUUAUAAAUGAAACUACCUGUUGCUAGUUGUUACUGUUUUCUUUAAUACAAAAUGCAUUUUGUCUGUUUUUUCUAGUCUGUGUCUAAAUUUAUUAAAAUCCUGUGCAGAGCUA